Molecule: messenger RNA, 1892 nt
Organism: Mytilinidion resinicola
Lineage: Eukaryota; Fungi; Ascomycota; Dothideomycetes; Mytilinidiales; Mytilinidiaceae
Exons: 4
Coding region: 1-1716 (571 amino acids)
Biological process (GO): positive regulation of transcription by RNA polymerase II
Cellular component (GO): nucleus
Molecular function (GO): DNA-binding transcription factor activity; transcription cis-regulatory region binding
Source: RefSeq, a predicted model, not a curated record
AUGGAUGUAGACCGGAAGCUCAACAAGGCGCUCGAAGCGGCCAACGACGCCAUGCAACACCUUUCCGUAUCGCCAGAUUUUAGCAACUUAGACUACGCGCAUAUCGAUCGAUUGCUGGCCAGAGUUGUCGACCUACCUACCGAAGCAAACCAAAGAAACACGCGCCGCAAUCUGCUGGUUGUACGGCAAUGGAUGGUCCAGAAAGGCGCUGCAGUGAUCCUCCUUGAAGUCCUAGGUCAGUUGUUUUGGAGAUUAGGCGAACUGAAUGGGAGGCAAUUCGAACGAUUCAAGGCCGCGCUGGAGAAUCAGUCGUCAUAUCUAUCCCUGGUUCAGGACCAACGGGCAGUGGCAAUCGUCGUGCAACGCAUCAGGCACAUACAAAAGUCCAAAUCAGAUGCCUGUCAAGAUUUCUUAAUCGAGCUAUCUGAUGGCAGAUCGCCUACCCCUAUGCGUCAUAUGUCUUCACCAGGCAAGGCAGCCAUCUGCAUGACUAGUCCGGAGCCAGAACCAGCGGCUUUUGGCACAGGACUGAUCAAAUUUCUCCCAAGUUCUUCUUCGACCUUAUGGAAGAAUGAUAUGGAGCAUCUCCUGAUUGAGUUUUACAUCAAUGGAAUAUGCCCCGGACGCACCCCAACGAAAACAUCAAAUGCAUACAUCACCCUGCUGCGAACCGCAGAUACCUGUCCAAGCACUAGAUUCGCCUUACUCAGCCUAAGUGCCUCAUAUAUUGAAGAUUAUGUCCAUGCAGAAAAGGAGCGUUAUCAUCAAGCUCAUCUAUUUUACAUGACGGAGGCGCUGCAGUCGCUGGCUCGACAAAUCACCGCCGGUGACUCAUUUGAUGCAUGCCUGGCCACAAGCAUGCUAUUACUACACCAUGAUGCAGUCAACAACGUUGAAGAGUCGAAUAUGUGUUGGUCUGUUCACGCCAGUAUCUUCGACACGAUCCCACCAAACCAAAUCAGCCCGCUCUGCGACGCCGCUUCAUUCAUAAGAUACCAGCUGAUACUCGCAAGAACUUCAAAAACUGGUGCUCAAUUACGAAAUACCAAGCUACACUCACUAGAGACUGCAGAAUGGUACGAUCUGAUUCCUCAAAACGAGACGCAAUGCAUCAAUGGCGUACUCGGCCUCUCGCCGCAGCUUCUUUUCCUCAUUUCCUCCAUUACUGCUCUUUCGGCGGACAACAGCAGCUCCAUAAUGGCUCACAGACACUCUUACGCGCAAAUGCAAGACUCGCAGCUCCAGAAUUUGCGGCAAUGGACGACGGAGGUGUCAGGUGCAGCACUGGAAAUCGUGCUUACCACAGCGGAAACAUAUCGGCUUGCUACGCAGAUCUAUCUCAGAUGUCGACUAUAUGGUUACACUCGCUUCCAUCCUGCAGUCACUGAGCUCUCUGACGCCCUCAUCUCUCUUAUACUCUCCAUACCCGUUACCGGCCCGUUAUAUACCGCAAUAUACCCCAUCUGGCCACUCUUUAUAGCGUGUUUAACAUGUAACGCCGAGACAAGGGAUAGACUCUACCAGCGCGUCGUGCCGAUUCGGGAAGGAGACAAGAGCACGCUUCCAGCUGUUCUCCGCCGCAUUUCUGGUCUGCGCAGCUGGCUUGCGCGUCAGAGCCCCGAGAUUCAUCGUCAUGAGGGCUGGUGGGAUGAGAUGCUAGAGCCGGAGAGCAGUGCUCAUGUUAUCCACACUGAUCGGCUUUUGUGUUUGGGGUGAGAUGGUAUAUGCUGAGGACGCCUGGUGCGCUCCUCAUGCUUGCAAUUGCUACUCAAGCGUCUCUUUCAAUUUCGUUUGUCAUUUCUGUUCGCCUAUACAUAUUUAUCUGUAAAUCGUUCGCUGGAUAAAACUGCAUUGCGAGGAUGGGAGGGGCGUUCUACUGCUUUAGGGACCGG